GGAAAUUUUGUGAAGGCAGAUGGACCAGGCAUGGUUCACGCGGCAAUGCACGAUGAGAUGUUUUAAACCAGUAAGCCUUUCAUCAGGUCAUGCGAUACUGACCACCAACGAUAACAAUGAUGUUCAGCCGCAUUUCUAGCCCUAUCAUCUCGACCCCUGCAUUGCUCUAGGAUAGAGUUCAACCCGGAUCUACGGAGCUCUGGACCCAAAGCUGGGUACUAAUCCUUUCGGAAUUGGCAGCCCUCUUUGCUUGGGAGACUGCUUGUCAACUUUACAUACAAAGCAGCCCAUGAUACUGCGUCUGGAUACCUCUGUCACCCAAAGUCUUUCAAAUUCUUCUCACCGUUCUGCAAAGUGGUAAUCUAUAACGAUGACGACAGAGAACCGUAGCCCUCAGGUGUCAGUGGUAACGUGGGCCAUGUGGGCUAUCACAGUUCCUGCCAUGUUUCUCCGUCUUUGGACCCGACUCAAAAUAUCCAGGUCCUUCGGAAUCGAUGACUGGUUUAUGGUUGCUGCUAUGGUCUCAUUCACCGUCAAUACUGUUGUCGUGUCCGGCGCGGCGUCCCAUGGUGUUGGGCGACACUCUGCGGACCUCACACCCGCAGAGGCGUCACUCGCUCUACAUUUUUGGUAUUACUGCUACCUGACUUAUUGCACCACCAUGAUCUUGUCCAAGACAAGCGUCGCCUACUUUCUUCUUCGACUAAGCCCGUUUCCGGUGCAUCGCGCCAUUAUUUACGUAUCGCUUGGUUGUACUGUCGUUUGCGGCAUAGCAUUCUUCUUCAUGGCUAUGUUUCAGUGUUGGCCUAUUCACUAUUUUUGGAAUCGCAUCCCUGGUACAGGUUCAUGCGUUUUGAUCGAUGUUAUCAUCAACUUCACAUAUGCUUACAGCGCAUUUUCUAUUAUCACCGACUUCGCAUUCACUAUUCUACCGAUUUGGCUGAUCUGGCAAUUGAGAAUGGAUCUUAAGACGAAACUUGCAUUGAUUCCUAUUUUAGGAAUGGCUGCUGUCGCAAGCUGUGCGGUCGCCGUUCGCUUGGCAUAUGUCGAGGAUUUCCGUGGCAACGAGUUCUUGUGGUCAAUAUCGGACAUAGCUUUCUGGUCCCAGACCGAGGAAGGACUGGCUAUUACGGCAGGUUGUCUCGCCACACUCCGACCACUCUUCCGUAAGAUAUUAGAGAAGCUUGGCCUUACGAAAGCAGGCUCGUCGAACGACAUUCCAGAAGACGCUGUCCAUCUGCCUUUCAGAACCUUUGGACGGUCCACUCGUUCAACUCUCAAACACAGGGGACUGCCAAAUAAUAUAUUCAAUCUCUCUGUCUUUACGUGCACGGAUGAGGAGAAGACUUAUAGUAAGGAGGAACUGAAAGAGUCGGCGGCUUGCCAGAAAUCUAGAUACAUUUGCGAGAUAUGUACGAUGGAGUUGGGCGAAAUAGAUUCGCAGGGGUGCUCAUCGAACCACAAACUGUCUGUCAGAAGCAACUCAGUCCCAUCAUCAACAACAAAUAUUGAGAUUAUUCAGAAACAGGAGGCUCAUAUAGCCGUGACUGGUCACGACGUGCUAUGAAUAUACACAAUAUAGCAUGAGCGAUAGGC
Molecule: messenger RNA, 1596 nt
Organism: Truncatella angustata
Lineage: Eukaryota; Fungi; Ascomycota; Sordariomycetes; Amphisphaeriales; Sporocadaceae
Exons: 5
Coding region: 371-1567 (398 amino acids)
Source: RefSeq, a predicted model, not a curated record